Molecule: messenger RNA, 2721 nt
Organism: Salpingoeca rosetta
Lineage: Eukaryota; Choanoflagellata; Craspedida; Salpingoecidae
Exons: 4
Coding region: 15-2453 (812 amino acids)
Source: RefSeq, a predicted model, not a curated record
CUCCCGCAUCAGCGAUGAUGACAGUGGCGACAACACUGGCGGUGCUGCUGUGUACAUCCACCAUUCUCUCCUCCACUUGCAGCAGCACGUCGACGACCGGACACGCCGGGCUGGCUGACUUGCCACCGUUGCUCGAGUUUGCGAAUGGCACGGCCGUGUCUACGCUUGGCGCCCUCGCGCAGCGGAAGGAGGAGAUCAAAGCGUUACUGACACAAUACUUUUACGGGGAGUUCCCGACGCAUGUGCCGCCGCUCACUGGGGUGCGACUUGUGUCCAGCGUCCUGACGCAUGAUGGUGGCGUGAACGACUCCUUUGUGGAGCUCUCGUAUGCAACACCCACGGCAAGGCCCACGCGCGUGGUGGUGGAGGUCUUGCGGCCUGUUCGGCACUGCACAGCAGUGAAGCCCUGCCCGGUGUUUAUGACACAGACGAACCAUCGACGCUGGGCCGUGGCAGGUGUUCUGCGCGGCUACGUGGGCGUCGUGUAUCCGGGAGCAGACUCAAACGACCAGACAGACGGCUUUCGCCUCGCAUAUCCUGCGGCAACCUGGGGCCUAAUUGCGCGCCGUGCCUGGCUUGGAUCUCGCGUGAUCGACUUUGUGGCGAGUGCGCUGCCGGAGGGCAAUGCGUCGCAGAUUGUCGUCACCGGUCACUCUCGCAACGGAAAGCAGUCCAUGAUCCUUGCCGCCUGGGAUGAGCGCAUCACGGCCGUCAUCUCCAGCAGCAGUGGCGUUCCGGCCAUGUCAAACUACCGCUUCAGUUCCGCGUACACCUUCAGCGAGUCGCCGUCGAGCGGCUGGCCGAGUCCCCCAGACAACCUCAACUGCUCGUGUGUUCGAGACAAGCACGAUCCACGUCCCAAGGACCCCAGAUGCUGCUGGUGGCUGCCAUCGCUCGUGGAUUUGGAAGGGAAAGAGAACACCAUCCCGAUUGAUAGUCACGGCCUGCUUGCCCUCAUCGCCCCUCGCUUCUUCGCCAGUGAAACAGCCCACAAUGACCCCUGCGAGACGUCGUUUGCCGUGGAGCGGGCGUAUGUUGCUGCCAAGAAAGUGUACGCUUUCCUCAACGCCACGGACAAGCUGCAUGUUGUCUGGCGACAGGGUCAGCACCAUGGCUUUGAGCUAAUUGAGAACUACUUUGAUCUCUUCGACACUGCCCUCGGUCGCGGGCGACUGUCUCCCAAAGACUUUCCAGAGGUGCUGCUGCACACGUUUGAUUGGGCGGCGUGGAAUGCGACCACACCGUACCAGCCGCCGCCACCUGCCACCGCUGCGCGGCGCGAACGCAUUGAGUAUGGACUUGGUCGGACCUCCUCACUGCCGGCGGUCGCGUGGAGCCCGGGCGGGGAGUACGGGCUGCUGUACUUUGAGUACAUCCAGGAUAUGCUACGUGAGGGCACUUCAUUGUAUGGCGUGGAUCCUGACACGCACGUCGCACACAUGGCAAUCAACUUUGGUGCGUAUGUACACGGCAACAUCUACUGGGACACGAAGCAGAUGUCCCCUGGCGACAACAAGUCCCACCCAGCCAUUGUCUACCUUCACCCAUACUCCUACCAGGGCGGGUAUGUUGAAGACUACCCUCACUCCUCGGAGCCGCUGUACUCCGCACUCGCACGGGCGGGGUACGUUGUGCUCGCGUACAACCAGGCCGCCUUUGGGCUUCGCAUCGACGACAAGCGACACUUCUACGACCGCGCGGCAAACGCGGAAUGGAGUCUGCUUGGCCGGCUUGUCGCUGAUGUCUCCUCUGCUGUCGGCGCCAUUGCCUCCAACCAGACGGGGGACCACCCGGAUGGCAUCCCCCUCAGCGACAUGUACGGUGGCCGGCGCUACCCGACUGUUGAUCCUUCCCGCGUGUAUGUCGCUGGCUACUCUCUCGGCGGCAUUGUUGCGCUGUAUGCGGCUGCGCUUGAUGCGCGCAUUGCUGGCGUGGCGUGCGUUGCCGGCAUCACGCCACUGCGCAACGCAUCGCUGGACCGCACCACGGGCUCGCACGCUCGCCUGUAUGAGUGGCACGCCCUCCAGCCACGCCUCGGCUGGUUCGUCACCCAUCACGCCGAUGGCACUGGUGAUGAUGGUGAUGGUGGUGGUGAUGUUGGCAGUGAUGGUAGUUCCCACUCAUUCUCCUCCUCCGCUUCCUUUGCCUCCUCUUCUUCACCAGACGGUGUUGACGGGGCUGGCGGUGGUGCGCGUGCACCAGUGCUGUCGUCGUUCCCCUACGACUACGACGACCUCCUGCGCGAAAUGUCACCACGGCCCGCGCUGGUGGUGGCGCCGCAGCGUGACCGCACCGCAAACGUGCACGCGCUCAACGCGUUACUGUCGCGUGUGGAGGGCGAGUUGCCUGCGCUUACGGUGGAGCGGCCGGAUGAGGUGAACAUUCUCAACGACGCCAUGGUCGCAAUCGUGACGCAGUGGGCGCAGCAGCAGCAGCAGCAGCAGCAGUCGUAGCGGCUAUGGCGGCAGCCACUGGCGUGUUACUUGAGAAGGGCGACGCACGGCUUGCGUGUGUGUUUGAAUGUGAAGCGUCAUUCUGUUACCCAGUUACAUGCCAGCUCUGGUGUUUGUUAUUGAAGAGGCAAGAAGAGUAGAGCACGUGUUACAUUACUCUUGCCUUUGCUUGUUUGUUCGCCUGGUCUACACUGCACUGUGACUGUGAUGCUAUGCUACACCUGUCUGGUUCUCUCAUGGUGUGGUGUGGGCUGUAAGGAAAAGGAGG